AUGAGUCCUACUGCAGUCCACGAAGUGCCGACUCCGACCAUUCAGUCGUUGAAAGCACAAGCGCAGGGUGGAAAAUUGGAGAUACCGCCUUGGACCAAGCCGCCAUUGACCAAGGAAAAGUUACCAUGGGCCCAGUUGGAAACCAUCGAUCUCAAUCUGCUGGACUCUCCCGACCCAGCCGUCCGAGAGAAGCUCAUUCAAGCAGCGAAGAAAGCACUGACGGUCGAUGGAUUCUUGUUCGUCACCGGAACCGGAGUAUCCAAAGAGAUUCUUGAGAGAAAUCUUGCCAUAGCGCAAUACGCUAUCAACGGGAUACCCUAUGAAGAGAAAUUACCUUAUGCAGCUAAAUUGGAGGAAGGGUCGUAUAGGGGAUAUAAGUUGAGGGGUAUUUGGAAGAGGGAUGGCGGGGUUGCUGAUAAUAUUGAGCACUACAACCUCGAAUCUACCUCUUUUGAGAACCCACAGGAUGCCCACCCAUCCAAACUGCUCCCAUUAAUACCUGAAAUCGAAUCUUUCGCCCGACAUACAUAUUUCUAUGUAGUCUACCGUAUACUGAAAUUAGUAUCUCUCGCUUUGGAAUUACCUGAAGAUUACUUGUGGGAAUUACAUGAACAUAAGGGUACUUUGGGACAUGCAUGUCAGAGAUUCAUGGGUUAUUUCCCUAGGGAUGAAAAGGAUGAGGAAGCCACUUCGGGGAUUUGGUCAAAAGGUCAUACUGAUUAUAACAGUAUCUCUCUACUCUAUUCGCAGCCCAUAUCGGCUCUACAAAUUUUGACACCUGAGAAUGAGUGGAGAUGGGUCAAACAUGUCGAAGGAGCUGUUGUGGUAAAUACCGCCGACGCACUUGAAUUCCUUACCGGAGGUGUAUUCAAAGCUACCCGACACCGUGUGAUCCGUCCUCCACCCGAUCAAGCAGAUAUCAUCCGAUACAUCUUAAUCCACUUCGCAAGGGUCAGAAGGGACCUCGAACUCAAUCCUAUAUGGGAAUCGCCAUUGGUCAAAUCUCACGGGAAGAAUGCGUUCCAAGAUAGGAUAGAUAAUGGUGGGAAAGCACCAACUCAAGAUGAAUGGUUGAGAGAAAGGAUUAGAAGAACGGGGCAUGAGCUCUAUGAUGAUAACAAGAAAUCUAAGAAUGGUAGGGUAGAAGAAGAAGUUUUAGGUAGAAAGGUUGAAUAUUACGUGUGA
This is a messenger RNA of Kwoniella botswanensis, 1185 nucleotides long. RefSeq lists its product as uncharacterized. Gene Ontology annotation, molecular function: 2-oxoglutarate-dependent dioxygenase activity. The coding region runs from base 1 to 1185 and encodes 394 amino acids. The transcript has 7 exons. The record is from RefSeq and is a predicted model, not a curated record. NCBI's taxonomy places the organism in Eukaryota, Fungi, Basidiomycota, Tremellomycetes, Tremellales, Cryptococcaceae.